Messenger RNA from Trypanosoma rangeli, 1569 nucleotides. RefSeq lists its product as uncharacterized. The transcript has a single exon. NCBI's taxonomy places the organism in Eukaryota, Euglenozoa, Kinetoplastea, Trypanosomatida, Trypanosomatidae. The coding region runs from base 1 to 1569 and encodes 522 amino acids. The record is from RefSeq and is a predicted model, not a curated record.
AUGGAUGACCAGCCGAGUCUCGGCGGAGCUUUACGGAACCGCAACGUCAUGCUUAUUAUUUUGUUUUGUUUCCUGGACAACGCCUGCUUCAGCCUGUGGAGCGCGCAGCUCCUCCCCGUGCUCGUCCACAGGCUCGGCGGAGACCACGCCGUCGGGUGGUCUGCCGCCGCGUGCGGGAUGGCGCAAAUUGCAGGCGCUGCAGUGGUGGGUUACGCGGGCGAUAAACUCCCCCGCAUCGAAAGCAUUAGGUCCGCGUUUUGUUGUGGUAUUUUGGCGGUCGCUGCAACGCUGGUGGCGGUGCGUCUCCUGGUUUUGCCCGCGAUUUACAUCACGCAGGUCCUAUGGGGCGUGUACAUAGGCAUGGUGUCCACAAGCACGGAGGCGCUCUUCGCUGACAGCGUCCUCUCCGGGCAGCGGGCGUUCAUCUACAACGUUAAGUGGAUUGUACAGACGAUGUGCUACUGCGUCGGCUACACGGUGGCGCUGUUGAUGUUGCUGCAGAAGGGAAAUAACUGGUCGAUAGAAAGCAUUCAGCUUGUCAUGACGAUUGGACUCGCGGUACACCCUUUGGCACACGUUGUCCUCCUCCUGCUGCGGGACGAGGAUCUCCUAACCUACGACGCAGUCGGCGUGUACUCCCUCGUGAAGGAUCAGCAAAGACAGUGGCAGGAAGGGAUAGUGGAGGUGAAAGAGAACAACGAACGAGUGAAGGUAUUGGCCAGCUCGUUAGAAUCACCGCUACUUAACAAAAUAAAUUCAUUAACGGUGAAUUCGGGAAAAACCUCGCCUGGUCAUGGCAGGGGCGGCUACCAUGCGGGGUCACCCGGGGCCAAUCAAGGUGAGCCACAAUGUGGGGAAAAUGGAGUUUUUUCCGGUUCCAGCAACAGCAAUGGCAACACCUUGGAUGCGAGACGCUUUGGUGGUGUUUACGUCUCAAGUCAUCGUAUUUGGGUUUUGACUGCUUUGCCGUACGUGCUGUGUUUCACGGAAUUCUGGAUGGCGGUUGGCGCCGGCAUGACAGUGCAGUAUCUAACGAUUUUUCUAAUCAACACCUUCGGCAUCGCCCCCACGUGGUUGUUGACCUCAUACAUCAUUAUCUCAUGCAGCACUGCGCUGUGCUCCACGGUGCUGCGUUACGUGGGCGAGCACUUCGUGGGACGACUACCUGCUGUUAUUACUGUGCGUCUCAUAGGUACCACCUUCCUCGCCCUGCUGGCUAUCGUGGUUAGUAAGACGACACCUCUAGCCGUCGUCCUCACCUUCUUUAUAGCACGUAACGCGGCCAUGAACUCCACCAUGGGCAUCACGCGCAGUCUCAUCAUGGACUGCGUGCCAAAGUCCAGUCGUGCCAAAUGGUCCGCCUUUGAGAGUGUCUCGUCCCUCACAUGGGCGGGAAGUGCGGUGAUUGGCGGGUACAUUUCCGACGCCAAAGGCUAUCAGUACACGUUUUUCGUUACAUCCAUAAUUCACUACAUUGGCAUACUGAUACUUGUACCGGCUGCCAUUGCGACGCACGGCAUGGAGCGGCAUCUCUCUCAGGUAAAGCGCGAGGAGCAUAACUCUGAAUGA